Musa acuminata AAA Group (dessert banana) is the source of this 3340-nucleotide messenger RNA. RefSeq names its product probable protein phosphatase 2C 4. Lineage: Eukaryota; Viridiplantae; Streptophyta; Magnoliopsida; Zingiberales; Musaceae. The transcript has 4 exons. Bases 1009 to 3123 code for a protein of 704 amino acids. Gene Ontology annotation, molecular function: protein serine/threonine phosphatase activity. The record is from RefSeq and is a predicted model, not a curated record. Gene Ontology annotation, biological process: protein dephosphorylation.
GCCCAUCGUCGAUGAGGUCAAAUGCUUACAGAAGAGUGUUUCUUGUUCUGAGCUGGCCUGUCCUAAUUAACCCAAUCGGACAAAUACCAUAUCACUCUCUCUCUCUCUCUCGGCCAGCCAACCCUCCUCCGUCUCCUUCGAGUCAUCCUGCGAUGGGGAUGAAGGGUAGAUGUACCGCUCCGCAUUGAUUCGACGCCACAAACGGCUCAUGGUGCCAUUGCAUCAUCAUUUAUGGGCUUUCUCUCGAGCUGCAUGCAUCCAUCCAUAAGUAUUCAAUUCACCUGCAAACUUCCCCUCCCCCAAACAAAAAAGUCCCAUCAAUUCCUAUUAUAUCACGUUGUAUUCAAUCAAAUCGAGUGUGUACAAAACCCAUGCACCUUUUUCUUUCUUCUUCCCGUCUCUCUACGGUCUUCUGGACUCGCAAGUCAGCGGUUCCGGUGGAAAUCGGAUGCUUCGUCCAGCAACGGUGACGAUUAGGCGCACAUUGCCUUGCGGCUUCCCGGUCGCAGUGCCGUGUCGUGGUGCUCGCGGGUCGCACGGCCGCCGCGGUUGGCGUCCGUCGGUCUCACGCGUCCGCCGCGGUAGUCGAGGUCGGAAGGAAGCUCACGGCGUACGCUGCGAACUGACACGUGUCGGUCAGAUCCUGAUCCGGUCGCUUGCGACGGCACGCAUCUCCAUGCGCUGCCCCGCCUUGACUUAUCGCCCGUCCCUCAUUAAGUCACGAGCGCUUCGGUCCAACUAAUGGAGCGUCCAUUUAGAACCAACUGACGGUCUGGAUUCAGCGCGCAUGCGGGCCCCACUCAUCGGAUGGUCAUCCAUUCCUUCGAUCACGUCGCUCUUACGCCCUAUUGAUUAAUUGAGGAGUAAACUCGAGACUUUGGUACCUGCUCUGUGGUCAACGCCAUCGCGAGAUCUCCUCCGCAGAUUUCAAACCCCCGCUCUCCCCAUAGUCAACGACUCCCUCCAUUAAUAGACACCGCACUCUCUCUCUCUUCUUCUUCGCCUUCGAUGGGCAACGGACUUGCCAGGCUCGCCUAUUGCUGCCCCGGCGACGGGGCGCCGACCGGUCGCCGACGCCGACGCCAUGGGGCUGUCGCCGUGACUUGGGACCCGUGCGACGAGGGGCUCGGCCAUUCCUUCUGCUACGUCCGGCGCGAUACCGAGUGCGGCGUCUCCGGUCGCCCCUACGCAGCCGCCGCCGCCGCCUCCACAGCAACGGCCUCCUCUAAGGUCCAUCACUCCGAGGAGACAACCACGUUCCGGACCAUCUCCGGCGCCGCCGUGAGCGCCAACGCAUCGACACCGCUGUCGACGUCCCUCCUCGAUGUCGCCGGGCCUAUCGCGGCUUCCGCCUUCGAGAGCUCCACAUCCUUCUCCUCCGUCGCCCUCCAGCCCGUCCCCCGGUUCUCCGGGCCGCUCUCCGGCCCUCUUGCCGCCGCCGACCGUGGGUUCAUGUCGGGCCCCAUCGAGAGGGGGUUCAUGUCCGGGCCCCUCGACCACCGGGCCUCCCUCUUCUCCGCCCCCCUCGACAAGCCACUCUGCUUCUCCGACCAGCUCCGGCGCAGCCUCUCGCACGGGCUCCCUAGGCCCCGCCGUAUGGCUGUGCGAUCCCUCAUCCGCGGGCUCACCAAGGCCGUAGCGAGGACCGUCUCCACUGCCUCGUACGGAAGCGGAUCCAUCGUCGCGCCCGUCAAGGGGCCAAAAGACUCCGGCUUGGCCGACGGCGGAUUAACGAAUCUCAGCGGAAGCAGUGGUCGGCAUAGCGUGGAGGCGGCGCAGUGGUCGGAUUCGCUCGACUCCUUAAACGGAAACCUCCAGUGGGCGCAGGGGAAAGCAGGGGAGGACCGCGUCCACGUCGUCGUAUCGGAGGAGCACGGUUGGGUGUUCGUCGGCAUCUACGACGGAUUCAAUGGUCCCGACGCCACAGAUUACCUGCUCUCCAAUCUCUAUCCGGCUGUGCAUCGCGAGCUCAAAGGACUGCUCUGGGAAGACAAAAACGACACCUUUUGCCGCGAGCCCGUCGAUGAUCCCACCACUCCCGCCGCCCCGGAUGAACAUAACCCCACGGUUGCGACGAAUUGGGCAGCAGACGACCGGUCGAGCAAAGAAGGAAGAGAAAACAAGAGGAAGCCAGUAGGUGCGGCGAGGAAGUGGGAGGAGAACCACCGAAGAUGGAGGUGCGAGUUCGAGAGGGAAAGGCUGGAGCUCGACAGGAGGUUGAAGGAGCAAUCGAAGCGGUCGAGUCAAGAUCGCUCGGUGAACCACUCGCUGGUGUUGGAGGCUCUCUCCGAAGCCCUGAGGAAGACGGAGGAAUCUUUCCUGGACAUCGCGGACAAGAUGGUGUCCGAGAAUCCUGAGCUGGCCCUCAUGGGCUCCUGCGUCUUGGUGAUGCUGAUGAAGGGGGACGACGUGUACCUGAUGAACGUAGGGGACAGCCGUGCAAUCGUAGCGCGGAAGGCGGAACCGGAUUCGUGGAGCUCCGUAGGAAAGCCACGGAAGGAUCUCGAGAGAAUCAACGAAGAAACACUCUUCGAGCUUGACGCAAACGGUGGCGGUGGUCCAUCUGGUGAGCCGACAAAUCUGGUAGCCUUGCAGCUUAAUUCGGACCACAGCACAUCCGUCGAAGAGGAAGUCGGAAGAAUCAGAGAUGAGCACCCCGACGACUCUUCUGCCAUUUGGAAUGAUCGCGUGAAGGGCUCGUUGAAGGUGACGAGAGCUUUCGGUGCCGGUUUCCUGAAGCAGCCCAAAUGGAACGACGGUCUUCUGGAGAUGUUCAGAAUCGAGUAUGUGGGGAACACACCGUACAUCACCUGCAACCCCUCCCUCCACCACCACAAGCUCGGCCCGAAGGAUGCAUUUUUGAUCCUAUCGUCCGACGGGCUUUACCAAUACUUCACCAACCAAGAAGCAGUCGCUCAAGUCCAAAUGUUCGUCGCAGCAACACCCGAAGGCGAUCCCGCUCAACACCUUGUCGAACAAGUCCUUUUCCGUGCAGCUAAGAAAGCCGGCAUGGACUUCCACGAGCUGCUUGAGAUUCCACAAGGUGAUCGUCGGCGGUAUCAUGAUGAUAUCUGCGUCGUCAUCAUCUCCUUGGAGGGACGAAUAUGGAGAUCCUGUAUGUAAAUAGGAUUACACUGUAGAAAUUAAACAGCUAUAGAGAUUGAUUGAUUGAUUGAUUACAACAACAACAACAUAAACAGGCUCUGAGGUGGUGGUGGUGGUAUAAUACGGACUGCAGAGCUACAAAAGCUACUUGGCACCUAAAACCUUACUUCCCUCAUCUCCCUCCGCCACAUUGACGAAACCUUUCUUUUGUUGGUAUUAAUUGAAUUCUUGGCCA